CGACCGAUUUAUCGGUCUACCGAUAUAUCGGGCCGAUAUUUGCCCUUUUUUAAGGUAUCGGCAUCGGCCGAUAUCCGUGUUUACCAGCGCCGAUUUAAAGUCAGGCACAUCCGCGGGCAGCCCCGUGUAACUAGUGGCGUGCGCUGCCAUUGGGCUGCUGCAGCAUGUGAAGGACCCCAAGACAAAACUUUUGCUUACUGUUAACAACACUCCUCGGAGAUAAAGACUUAUGGCUGAACAAAAAACGAAUCCAGUGUGGCAGCAUUUUACCGAGCCUACUCAAGGGAAAGCCAGGUGCAACAUCUGUGAUGGACUUGUGAGCCUGGGAGCUGAAAAAGCCAACAAGAAAAACACAACAAAUUUGUGGAGUCACCUGAAGUGUCACCACCUCCAGGCUUACAAAGAGGCACAAAAAGAAAAAGAACAAGCAGCUUUCUCUAAAGCUAAUGUAUCUCAGCCAACUCUCACAGAAAUGUUUGAUGCCAAACGCAAGUGGCAGAAUUCGGAUCCAAGGUCAAAACAACUUGACACUUUAGUUACUGAAAUGAUUGCUACAGACAAUCAGCCAUUUACAUUUGUCUCGGGUAUUGGGUUUCGUAGGCUGGUGGCUGCAAUGGAGCCCAGAUACAACAUAAAAACUGAGAAGCACUACCGCACAGACAUCCUAGAUGGUAUAGUUGCCAAAGUUGAGAAGAAAAUAAAAGUACUGAUUGCAGAGGAUGCUGGUCCUUUUCUGUCUUUCACAACAGACUGUUGGUCUGGGGACACUGAAGCCCUGAUGAGUCUAACAUGUCAUUUUAUUGACGACAACUGGAAAAGGAAACAAGUUGUCCUAAAUGCCAAGGCCAUGUCUGGCUCACACACCGGGGAGUACAUCAGUAACAUGUUCAUUAGCCUGCUGAAGUACUGGGACAUCAGCCACGACAGGGUUGUACUUGUGCUCCGUGACAGUGGUGCUAAUAUGGUUAAGGGACUCAGACUGGCAGAAAUGCCUGAUCUCAGCUGCAGCGCACACACCAUACAGCUUGUGGUGAACGAUGGCCUCAACAGUCAGCGUGUGGUGCAGGACGUUAAUGCCAAGCUAAAGAAUAUAGCUAAACAUUUCAACCACUCUGUUCUUGCAAAACAGAAUCUGAAAAAAAUUCAAAAAGAUCUUGGCCUCCCCCAGCACAGUAUCAUACAGUCCGAACCCACUCGCUGGAACUCCACACUUCACAUGAUGAAGAGGAUGCUGGAGCAGAAACGAGCACUCAAUGUGUAUGCUGGGGAAUAUGGAAAAAUUGCUACGCCUGCGGCAGAGCAAUGGGACAUAGUUUCCAAUUUGAUUGACUCAUUGGAACCUGUUGAGGAAGUCACCCUUGAGAUCAGCAGGUCUGAGGCUUCCAUCUCCAGUGUUAUCCCAAGCAUUGUGGUGCUGAAGAUGAUGCUUCAGGCAGAGGGUCCUAACACGAGGGGGAUUAAAACACUAAGAGAAACCAUGCUGCAAAGCUUGCAGAAAAGAUUUGCAAGGAUGGAGGAGACAAAAUGUUUGGUGGUAGCAACACUACUGGACCCUCGUUACAAGGAUCAUGUCUUUUUUGCAGUGGACACACUGACCAAGGCAAAACAAUGGAUAAAAGAGGAGCAUGCCAUUGUGUCUGAACAACUGAAAAUUGCUACAACAGAAGACCAAGGACCAGAUCCGAAACAAAUAAGGGUCGAAAAUGAAGAAUUACCCGGUCCCCCCAGUGUUCUUCAACAAAUGUAUGCCAACAUCUUGAGGCCUCAUGGAUCUCCUACUCAGGAAAGUGACGAAGAGCAUCACAUCUCUGAGCAGCUGCAUCAGUACCUCCGUGAGCCACUGAUUGACAGACAGAGUGGUCAGCCACUGGAAUGGUGGAAACAGAAUGCAUCCCGCCUACACCUUCUUGCACCACUGGCAAGGAAAUUUCUCUGUCCACCCCCCUCCUCUGUUCCCAGUGAGCGAGUAUUUAGUGAGAUUGGGAAUAUUUAUGACAACAAGAGGAGCCGGCUCACAGGAGAACAUGCAGAACAUUUGUGUUUCCUGCAUGACAACCUGUCGUUCUUAAACUGGGAGUACUGAGAACUUUCAGUGAAAGAUGGGUAGAGUAAGGAAGACUCGGGGUCUGCAGCUGAGUUAAAAUUAAAGCACAUUCCUUUCAUAUUGUUCUGCAAUGUUUACAUAAUUUCCUUUACUAAAAAAUGAAGGGUUUGCUGCUGUUAUUUGCACAAAAAAUGUAUGACGCUGCUAAGUCAAGUGCACAAAAACCUUUAAGUUUAUUCACUGUUUCAUAUAAAAAUGCUGAAAGUUACAAAAAAGCUGAAAAUUAGAAUGCACUUUAGAUGUUCUGUCAUUUAUACCAAACACAAAUAUUGUUGGCUGGGUGUGUUUGCCGCACUGCUAUUAUUUAUUUUUUAUAUAUUUUAUUUAUUUAUAUUUUUCUGUUUAAUUGAUUUUUGUAUAGAAAGUCAUUUUGAUUUAAUUUAAAUGUAUAUUUAAGUAUACAUUUAUGUUCCAACAAAUUUUAAAAAUUCUUUUUGAUAAAUGCCCUUAAACUUAUAUGUAAAUCAUAUACAUUUUUUAUGUUAUCUGUUUUAUUUAUGUUAUAUUUGGUCAGUUUAUUGAUUUGUUUGGAUACAUAUUUUAUUUUAAUACUUGCAGUGCACAAAAUACAUUUUCAAGAAAUUGUGUUCAAUAAAUGAUAAUGUUAAGUUUUGGAAUGUGCAUCCACUUAUUAGUGUGACAUUUUAGCAUGCAAAUAAAGGGUAAAACUUCAAGAUAUCGGCACUAAAAAUCGGCCAAAAAAAUCGGCAGCACAUAUCGGCCAUCGGCUGACCCUAACUUCUAAACAUCGGCAUCGGCAUCGGCUAUAGAAAAACCAAUAU
Melanotaenia boesemani (Boeseman's rainbowfish) is the source of this 2886-nucleotide messenger RNA. RefSeq names its product zinc finger BED domain-containing protein 4-like. Lineage: Eukaryota; Metazoa; Chordata; Actinopteri; Atheriniformes; Melanotaeniidae. The transcript is spliced from 2 exons. The record is from RefSeq and is a predicted model, not a curated record. Gene Ontology annotation, molecular function: protein dimerization activity; DNA binding. The coding region runs from base 230 to 2083 and encodes 617 amino acids.